Aegilops tauschii subsp. strangulata is the source of this 2125-nucleotide messenger RNA. Its product is annotated as 4-coumarate--CoA ligase 2. Gene Ontology annotation, molecular function: 4-coumarate-CoA ligase activity. Lineage: Eukaryota; Viridiplantae; Streptophyta; Magnoliopsida; Poales; Poaceae. The record is from RefSeq and is a predicted model, not a curated record.
UCUCACUCUCUCUCCUCCAACUCUCACGACGUACUGCGUGCACCAGUACCAACUCGCGAGCCGUUUGCUUGUCUAGUGCAGGCAGGCUCUGCUCCUUGGCCAUUCCGGGAAGCUCUCUGCCUCUUGUAUAGCAGAGGAUCAUGAUCAAGGUCGCGGCACCGGAGGCUGUCGCCGCAGCCGAGGCGGUCUCGUCGGCGCUGCCGGAGGCGACGAUCUUCCGGUCCAAGCUUCCGGACAUCGACAUCCCGAGCCACCUGCCCCUGCACGAGUACUGCUUCGCCAGGGCGGCCGAGCUCCCGGACGCGCCGUGCCUCAUCGCCGCGGCCACGGGGAGGACCUACACGUUCGCCGAGACGCAUGCGCUCUGCCGCAAGGCCGCCGCGGCGCUGCACCGCCUCGGCGUCGGCCACGGGGACCGCGUCAUGAUCCUGCUCCAGAACUGCGUGGAAUUCGCCGUCGCCUUCUUCGGCGCGUCCUUCCUCGGCGCCGUCAGCACGGCGGCCAACCCGUUCUGCACCCCGCAGGAGAUCCACAAGCAGUUCGUCGCCUCCGGCGCCAAGGUGAUCGUCACCCAGUCCGCCUACGUCGACAAGCUCCGGCACGAGAGCUUCCGGAGAAUCAGUACAAGCGGUGGCGAGGACACGCUCACCGUGAUCACCGUCGACGACGAGGCGACCACCCCCGACGGAUGCCUGCCCUUCUGGGGGAUCGUCGGGUCCGCCGACGAGGGCUCGCUCCCGGAGGUGUCCAUCUCGCCGGACGACGCCGUGGCGCUGCCCUACUCGUCGGGCACGACGGGGCUGCCCAAGGGCGUGGUGCUGACGCACGGGGGCCUGGUGUCGAGCGUGGCGCAGCAGGUGGACGGCGAGAACCCGAACCUGUACAUGCGGGAGGGGGACGUGGCGCUCUGCGUGCUGCCCCUGUUCCACAUCUUCUCGCUCAACUCGGUGCUGCUGUGCGCCGUGCGCGCCGGCGCGGCGGUGAUGCUGAUGCCCAAGUUCGAGAUGGGCGCCAUGCUGGCGGGCAUCGAGCGGUGGCGGGUGACGGUGGCCGCCGUGGUGCCGCCGCUGGUGCUGGCGCUGGCCAAGAACCCGGUGGUGGAGCAGCACGACCUGAGCUCCAUCCGGAUCGUGCUCUCCGGCGCCGCGCCGCUCGGCAAGGAGCUCGAGGACGCGCUCCGUGGCCGCCUCCCGCAGGCCAUCUUCGGACAGGGGUACGGGAUGACGGAGGCCGGACCGGUGCUGUCCAUGUGCCCGGCGUUCGCGAGGGAGCCGACGCCGGCCAAGUCCGGGUCGUGCGGCACGGUGGUGCGCAACGCGGAGCUCAAGGUGGUGGACCCCGACACGGGCCUCUCCCUCGGCCGCAACCUCCCCGGCGAGAUCUGCAUCCGCGGCCCGCAGAUCAUGAAAGGCUACCUGAAUGACCCCGUGGCCACGGCCGCGACGAUCGACGUCGAGGGGUGGCUCCACACCGGCGACGUCGGCUACGUCGACGACGACGACGAGGUCUUCAUCGUCGACCGCGUCAAGGAGCUCAUCAAGUUCAAGGGCUUCCAGGUGCCGCCGGCCGAGCUGGAGGCUCUGCUCAUCGCGCAUCCCUCCAUCGCCGACGCGGCCGUCGUACCGCAAAAGGAUGACGCCGCCGGUGAGGUCCCGGUGGCGUUCGUGGUGCGCGCCGCCGAUUCCGACAUCGCCGAGGAGGCCAUCAAGGAGUUCGUAUCCAAGCAGGUGGUGUUUUACAAGAGGCUGCACAAGGUGUACUUCACCCACGCGAUCCCCAAGUCGGCGUCAGGGAAGAUACUGAGGAAAGAGCUCAGAGCCAAACUCGCCUCCCCUGUCACUGCCUGAACAACUACUACUAGACUACAUCCAAGAUGUCAUUUUUUGACGGCCGGCAACUCCAAGAUAUACUCCCUUCGUUCCAAAGUAAGUGCCGUGGUUUUGAUUCAAUUUUGGAACGGAGGGAGUAUAUGUUUGGCCGCCUUUGUCAUUUGAAAGAUUGUUUUUUGCCUGUACCAUGUUUUUGUAUGCUAUAUACUCUCUCCAUUGAGUAGAUGUAUCAGAAUUGGUUCAUUUUGAUAUCAACUUGUUUGCGCCAAAAGCUUAAAUUGAAGCAGCAUUCAACA